Messenger RNA from Quercus robur (English oak), 1089 nucleotides. RefSeq lists its product as uncharacterized. NCBI's taxonomy places the organism in Eukaryota, Viridiplantae, Streptophyta, Magnoliopsida, Fagales, Fagaceae. The transcript has a single exon. Bases 1 to 1089 code for a protein of 362 amino acids. The record is from RefSeq and is a predicted model, not a curated record.
AUGGACUUCAUGAUGAACGCCCUCAGAGAACGGGUGUCUAACGACCUCGAUGACUUGGUCCAUCGAACUAAUUCGCCAUUCACUGCAUUCGUCACUUUGUUCCCCCUUCCAUCGAAGUUUCAUAUGUCGCAGGUGGAGAGUUACAACAGAUCCAAGGACACCCUAGAUCAUUUGGAGUCUUUCAAGACCCUGAUGCACCUUCAAGGAGUAGCAGACGAGAUCAUAUGUAGGGCCUUCCCCACUACGCUGAAGGGUCCCGCAAGGAUUUGGUUCAGCAGGUUGACGCGCAACUCCAUUGGUACCUUUAAGGAGUUAAGCAUCCAGCUUGCCUCGCACUUUAUCGAGGGGCACAGAUAUAAGAAGUCUACUACAUGCCUAAUGAGAAUUAAGAAAUGGGAGAAUAAGACGUUGAGGUUUUACAUAGCCCGCUUUAACAAAGAGGCACUCUCAAUCGAUGAAGCUGACGACAAGAUACCCAUGGCCGCAUUCACGAAUAGGUUACGAAAGGGUAAGUUCCUAUUUUCUUUAUAUAAGAACGAUCCAAAGACCAUGUUAGAUGUACUCUACAGGGCUACGAAGUACAUGAACGUGAAAGACGCACUACUAGCCCGAGAAGAGAAGCCUAAGAAAAGGGAAAAGCAAGAGGACGUACAACAUGAUAGUGGGCGAAAGAUGGCUAGAAUCGGAGAACGACGAGAUGAUAGGCGCUCCAAGCCCCUUAUAAGGAGGUUAACAAACUUCACCCUGUUGACUGCCUCGAUCGACCAAGUCUUGAUACAAAUCAAAGAGGAAGGAGCCUUGACAUUUCCCAGCAAGUUAAAGAGAAAUCCUAAUAAGAGGUCCAAAGACAAGUACUGCUGCUUCCACCAUAACCAUGGUCAUGACACAGCCGACUACUACGACCUGAAGCAGCAAAUAGAAGCUGUUAUUAGACAAGAAAAUUUGCAAAGGUUCGUUAGUAAAGAAAAAGUGGACCUACAACAAGAACAGGUUGCUCGACAGGAGAACGAGCGUCCAAGGCUGCCCAUAGGAGAUAUAAGAAUGAUUGUAGGAGGCACAGCGGCCUCUAGUUCGUCCAGAAAGGCUUGA